AUGUCAAGAUACUGUGGGUGACAAGCUUCAUACCAACGACACAUGCUCCGUCACUAUAAAGUCCAUGUCUUCCUUCUUAUUCUUACUCAACUAAGUUACGUCCAUUUUCGCUGAAGAAUCCGUAGGUAUUUCAAAAUGUCGCACUUGGUGAACAAAGUCAAGAACUUCGUAUCUGACAAAUUCCACGGCGUGGCCAAGCCUGAAGCGAGUGUCGCCAACGUCGAAUUUAAGCGCGUCACCAUGAGCAGCGUAGAGUAUUUGGCCAAAGUCUCCGUUCAUAAUCCAUACUCACAUUCUCUUCCCAUCUGUGAGGUCAAUUACUCAUUCAAAAGCGACACUAGGGAGAUAGUAUCAGGGAGAAUACCAGAUCCAGGGUCAUUGAAGGCAAAGGAUACAACAAUGGUGGAUGUGCAUGUGAAGGUGCCGUAUAAUAUAUUGAUGAGCUUGGCAAAGGACAUUGGAGCUGAUUGGGAUAUUGACUAUCAGUUGGAUGUAGGUCUUGUUAUUGAUCUUCCUGUUGUUGGUAAUUUCACCAUUCCUCUUUCUCGUAAGGGAGAGGUUAAGCUUCCAAAACCUUUCUAACAUGUGCGAUAGUUUCUACUUGCUAAGUGGACAUGUAUUUCCCUUAUUUGUGUGUAGGGUCUAGGAUAUGCCAUACCUAAUAAGUCAUUGAUUAUUAUAUGUAUUAGAUCUAAAUAAGUACUUGAGUUGAGAUUGAACAAAAUCAGUUUUAUUCGAUAAUAAUUAAACGUGUAAAAGUUAAUUUUAAUCAAUUAUGAGUGUUUCAAAUAUAGAAUGAAAAUAUUAUGGAUA
This is a messenger RNA of Vicia villosa (hairy vetch), 813 nucleotides long. RefSeq names its product desiccation protectant protein Lea14 homolog. Gene Ontology annotation, cellular component: cytosol. The coding region runs from base 136 to 582 and encodes 148 amino acids. The record is from RefSeq and is a predicted model, not a curated record. Gene Ontology annotation, biological process: response to desiccation. The transcript is spliced from 2 exons. Lineage: Eukaryota; Viridiplantae; Streptophyta; Magnoliopsida; Fabales; Fabaceae.